UGCUGGUCCUCACAAUGCGCGUUGUUCCGGUCUCUGUCCACACAGAAUAUUCGCCAUCAUCUCAGUCUCCGGUUCUUUCAGUCAUGGUGUCAACUGAGUUUCUUUCUGUCUUUGUAGCUGCGUAUUGACGUUCAGCCGCCACUGCCAUCGACCAUCUCCCCCUCAGUGAGCUGCUUGCUGCACAAAGACCCCCGACAGCUGACCUCUUCAUUGACCCCACGAGGACAAUGGCAGCAAAGUGCGGACACACGGAGAAGUCCUGGCUGGCAUUGUGUGUCCUGCAUCGCACUUUGUUGUCAUGCUGCAUGUUGUUUUCCCUACAACCGAUUUUCCGCCAUGUCAGUGUGACGUAGGCAGUAGUCAAGGAAGUCUUGAAAACUGUGGACCGACACCAUAUUGUGCGACAACAUUUGGCGAUAUCGUCGUUUGACGUUGUCGUUGACGACUUUACUUGGCAUAUCCAGCAGUAGCAAGUCCGGGUACACACCCCACCUACCCCACUCCUCUCGUCAGGCCUGAUUGCAGAUGAAUGCCGACACCAAGCCAUUCUUCAAACAAAAGUGUAAUGACACUUGUCCUGGUGUUUGCUAUCCUUGGUGUGACGUCACCGUGCUGCGGCCAGCAGUGGCGAAAGUGACGGGCGCCAUGACACACGUGGCCUUUGGCGAGUCCGGCGUGUGGGGGGUCAACUCGAGGGGUGACAUCUUCUACCGCGAGGGCUCCUACAACAACGCCGACAACACAGACCAGUGCGCAGUGUGGAGCAACAUUCCCGGCAGUCUCAAGCAGAUCGAUGUGGGCAGAGACUUUGUUAUCGGCGUCAGCAGCUCCGACGACAUCCUCUACAGAACGGGCAUCUCGCCAUCACAGCCAACCGGCACCAACUGGUCUCCACUGGAGGGCUCACUGAAGCACGUGACUGUAUCCUCCAAUGGCUCUUUGUGGGGAGUAAACUCAGGGACGAGGUUUUCUUCAGGACUGGCACCAGUCCCACCAGCCCAGCGGGCAGCGCCUGGCAAAACGUACCCGGGUACUUGAGGCAGAUUUCCGCAGGACCGUCCGGCGUGUGGGCUGUCAACAGCGUCAACGACGUUUACUACCGCGAGGGCACGUACGGCGGGGACAGCAACGUGGGCAUUGGUGGCGCCAAGUGUCCGGUAAACUUACUUACGUCACUUCCGGGUCAGGAGUGGUGAUUGGCGUGAACAGUCAGAACCACAUCGUGCGCAGAACCGGCGUCAAUGCCACCAAUCCCAUAGGUGGGUGACGUCACGUGUGAUGUUUUGUCCACACGGCGAUGACCUUAUCUUUGACUUGAUGUUGUCACUGAACUUUAUGGAGACAGCUGGGUGGAGGUAGACGGUGUGGUGUCCAGGAUCGAGCAGCACAGUCACACCAUGUGGGGCGUCAACACCAUGCAGAUGACAUGGACGUCACCAAGCGUCUAGGGCUGUGGGCUGGUCGCGUGUGAGGCUGUGACUAACAGCAACAAGUGUCACCACACACACCUCCAUCUUUCUCCUCCUUGCCUGUUACCUGUCUACAAGGGUCUCACUCUAAAACCGCACUCUAGCUCCCUUACAGCCCCAAAGCUUAACUCACUUUUCUCCCAUCCGACCAGACAAGCAACCUUCUGUCGCUACCCUGGGUCUAACCAACCUUCUGUCGCUACCCUGGGUCUAACCAACCUAACUUUAAUAUUGAAACAGUUCAGUUUCUCGACUGUUCUUGAGGCGCCUUAGAAGGUUUCAUAAGACACAGCACUAACAGUCUCUAAACUCUUCUUCACACUCACACGCACUCUCACACACUUACUAACACAAUCACACACACCACUCACACUCACGCACACACAAUGCAGUGGACACUAAAAUAAAACUUGUGUCAAGAAUUAUUUCUAACUGUACCUGUGGGACUUUCUCAAGCAGCCUCAAUAAAUGUAUUUCCUAACGACGUUUUUCAAAUAAAUUAAAAUGUUCUCUCAAUAGCAGCUUAUUUCUCCGUGUGCCUGAUGUCUGUCGAGUUGUGAGCAGCUCACUGUGUACCUUUCAAUCACAGUUUUCUCUUUUAUUCUGGUCUUGUAGGUUCCUUGUGACAAAGCUUGAGUUUUAAGUGAAGAUUGUGUGCGUGUGUUAAUUAAUCCUUUAAGUAUCAGGCCUGCACUUUUCUUGUGCUCACAAGUGAGAGAGAGAGAGAUGAACACAUCGAAACUGAUCGCCACCUUCAGUCUCAGUCUCUGUCUCUCUGUCUCUCUGAUCUUUACAUGAGAAAUGAGUUUGUGUGACACCAUCAUCGUUGUACAGCACUUGAGGAGUUAUUAUAGAAUAUUGCUGUUACCAAACACAGUGGGAGUGGCACACCGGGCAGGCUUCAGUCACACCAGUGUGUGCUGAACAAUUAAAGUCGGGCAGUUAUUCUUCUCUGUGAAGGAAUAAAGAU
Molecule: messenger RNA, 2439 nt
Organism: Pomacea canaliculata
Lineage: Eukaryota; Metazoa; Mollusca; Gastropoda; Architaenioglossa; Ampullariidae
Product: lectin L6-like
Exons: 6
Coding region: 526-1038 (170 amino acids)
Source: RefSeq, a predicted model, not a curated record